AUGAAAUACUCUACCAUCACCAUUGCCGCCCUCGCGGCUGGCGUGAAUGCCUUCAUCCCGGGCCUCAUGCCUACUACUACCACUGGCCCGCACAAGCGCGACGACAGCUGGGGCGGAGCUGUCUCUCUGGGGCCAUCCAAGUCCACCAUCGUGCACGCCGUCACAACGCUCACGCCCGGCACCGCCCCCUCGACCCAGAACGGCGAGCUCUUCCUCUGGCCCGGCAUGAGCAACGGCACCGGCGAUCUCAUCCAGACCACCCUGGAGUCCUGGCCUGAUAACUCGUGGUGCGGCGCCACCACCGGACAGUGGUGCGUCCGUGCUUCCGUCUUCGGGUACUUUGGGCAGUACGACGGUACCGCCAGCGCCGUCUCGGGCGACACGCCGGUGGAGAUCGUCUACAGCCUGAGCGGGACCGUCUGGACCCAGACCGUCACCAACGCCGACACCGGCGCCGCACUGAGCUCCUACGAGAUCGACGUCGGCUCUGGCGCCACCAUGACUGGGUAUGGAACCGGCACGGAAUGUGAUGACAGCUGCUCAGGCACAAUCGCCGCCCAGACGUACACCGGCACCACGAUCACGCUGGCUGCUGCGGACGAGUCGUUCGGCGAUACUAUCGUUACCACCGGCGGUGCGACCUACACUGGCCUGGCGACUGCGGAUGGCGGUGUCACAUGGACCAUUGAGGAAAUGUAUGUUCCUGCUAUGGACUAA
This is a messenger RNA of Cryphonectria parasitica EP155, 717 nucleotides long. RefSeq lists its product as uncharacterized. The transcript has a single exon. Lineage: Eukaryota; Fungi; Ascomycota; Sordariomycetes; Diaporthales; Cryphonectriaceae. Bases 1 to 717 code for a protein of 238 amino acids. The record is from RefSeq and is a predicted model, not a curated record.